Botrytis cinerea B05.10 is the source of this 1302-nucleotide messenger RNA. RefSeq lists its product as hypothetical. Bases 525 to 1145 code for a protein of 206 amino acids. NCBI's taxonomy places the organism in Eukaryota, Fungi, Ascomycota, Leotiomycetes, Helotiales, Sclerotiniaceae. The record is from RefSeq and is a predicted model, not a curated record. Gene Ontology annotation, biological process: vacuolar proton-transporting V-type ATPase complex assembly. The transcript has 2 exons. Gene Ontology annotation, cellular component: extrinsic component of endoplasmic reticulum membrane; Vma12-Vma22 assembly complex.
GACUUCCUUUGCAUUCUGGUCCAGGCACCCAGUAGGAACUCGAGUAGACAGUCAAUCGGCCGGAUGUCCUUAUUAAGCGGUCUCCAAUUGAUUGCCUGGUACGUCCUCCGUCGGUGUUCUCCACCUUCCACGAGUUUUGUUCUUUUCUUCCAUGAUCCUUGAUCAAAUCCUGGUCGCUGGCUCGCUGGGACUCCACUUUGCAAUUCAAUUGUGCAGAGCGCCUAGUCAUCAGUCCCAUGUCUUGUGCCGCCGGUACUGGUAGUUUUCCAUACAAUACACAUACAAUAACAAUACACACACAAUACAAUGCAGACCACUACUUCGUGCUAGCUGGGUAGGCAGCUGUUCUUCCCAAGCUCCUUCGAGAGAAUCACGAUCCCAAUAUUGGAAUUUCGCGCGGAAAUCGUAUCAUAUCAUAUCAUUAAAAUUACAACAAACGAUCCAACGCACACCACACUACGAUAUCAUCAACUCCAUCUGUACCCCUUUCAUCGAAGCCCCAUUCACCAGACUCGGACUUCACCAUGUCUAUCGCUAUCGCUAUCUCUACUUCGACGGUUCACGAACUUACCCUGGAAAUCGAUCAGCUGUUAGAACAAUACCUUCAACUUUUGGAUCAAUACAGUGCUCUAAGAUCUAAGCUCUCCGCGCUGUCUUCAUCGAUGUACAUUAGUUUAUCCCGAGCCAAUUUUACGCCGCAAAAUGGAAUGCGUUAUGAUACCUCUUUCUAUGAUGAUCGUAUCCACGCACAGAGGUUGUGCAGUGUAACGAUCCCCGAAAACGCCUCGAAUACACAGUCGACAAAACUUGCCCCUCCUCUAUUCGCCAUUAACGAAACCUCUACUUCGGGAUCGGAAUCGGACCUUUUGAACAAAGAUGCAAACGGCGACGAUGACACGAAAACUGCUCUCAAGAAGGACCCAUUAAGAAUGUUUGGGCUUUUCACCCCGCAGGCUUUAAAGGAUACAAAGGAAGAUAGUAUCAAGAUGAUGGAUGUCAUUCCGAAAUUGGUUAAUACCGAGAAAGCUAUGGAAGAUCUCGAAAUUCGGAUACGAAGGGCUAGGAAGUACAGAGGGAAGGCAGAAAUCGAGGGAAAAAAGAAUCUACCAGCUGAAGCAAAUCGCAAGCCCAUCAAUCCUAUCUAAAAAAGUUACAGUACAACAGUACAGUUGGACAUUAAAUGCUCGGCGAUCAGAUAAAAAUGUACGUUCGUGGAACGGAAAAAGAUGAUGCGCAGUAUACUUAUCCAUUUCAACGCACAUUUCUGUGCAGGCAACGAAUAUGGAAAUAACAGGACAAGCA